Molecule: messenger RNA, 2816 nt
Organism: Trematomus bernacchii (emerald rockcod)
Lineage: Eukaryota; Metazoa; Chordata; Actinopteri; Perciformes; Nototheniidae
Gene: fga
Product: fibrinogen alpha chain
Exons: 8
Coding region: 61-2058 (665 amino acids)
Biological process (GO): blood coagulation; protein polymerization; platelet activation
Cellular component (GO): fibrinogen complex
Molecular function (GO): signaling receptor binding
Source: RefSeq, a predicted model, not a curated record
AAAUGUCCUGCAGCGGCUUCAGAGGAACAUUCAGAAAGAAAUCUGCAAAGAGACGCAAAGAUGAAGAACCUCGUCUUCCUCACUUUAUUAUGUGUGGCCUCGACUCUGGCCGACCCUGUGGACCCCCGAGGGGCUCGUCCCGUGCAGCAGGGAACUCGAUCUGAUAAAUGUGCGACGGAGAAAGAGUGGCCGUUCUGCACCGACGAACAAUGGGGCUCAAAGUGUCCGUCCGGCUGCAGGAUUCAGGGUCUUCUGGAUAAAUACGACCACGGCACGCUGACGAAAAUCGAGAAGAUCCGCAGCCUCCUGGAUCAGAACCGGGCCAAACACCGGUCAGCUGACCAGGUCUCCAAGCAGACCCACGACUACCUGAAGGAGAAGCUCACCCUCGACUCAGGAAACGACAACAGCUACUUCGACCUGGCUCAGAGUCUCCGGACGAGGAUCACGGCCAUGAAGAUCCGGAUCGACCGGCAGCUCGGGGUGCUGGCGGCGCUGAAGCAGCGCGUGAAGGACCAGGUGGACGACAUGCAGCGCCUCGAGAUCGACAUCGACAUUAAGCUGCGUUCCUGCAAAGGAUCCUGCCAAACCUACGCCAAGUACGACGUGGACCAGGACAGCUACGUGACUCUGCAGAAACAGGUGGACCAGCUGGACUCGCAGGCGGCGCAGAACAUCGAGGCGGUGGGAACGCUGUACGUGAUGAAGAGUCGCCCGCUGAAGGGCGUCAUCGUGGACAGCGUCUAUAAAUCAGGACCGACCGGCCCGGCGAUGGCUCAGCAGAAAGAAGACAUGUUCCCCGACGUGAACACGGUGAAUUUGAUCCUGGAGUUGGAGGGCUCCAGUUCUUCCCCCGCCACCAUCUCCAAGGCCCCAGGUACUUCCUUCACUUCCUCCUCUUCCUCUUCCUCUAUCACCAAUCUCGGAGGAAACGGGGAUUUCUUGGGUGGCGGCGAUGGUCUCCGACAGCCGAGUACGAGCACUCACGUCACCUGCACCAUGAGCACCCGGAGAACCGUGGUUCAAACCAAAGAUGGUCCGGUGGAAACAGUGGAGGAAGUGAUGGAGGGAGGCCCCGAAUGCCAAUCAAUGACCGACUUCACCCAGGGAGGAUCCAGCUCUGUUUUCCCCAGCCUCACACACACUUCUUCCUCCUCUUCUUCCUCUUCCUCUUCGUCUAAAAUCGUCCAAGCCGGCGGCACCAAAGGAAGCCUUUUAGACACCAAAAGCGGGUUUUCCGGGAAUCCGUUCGGCGACUUUGGCGCUGACCUCGGCGGGUUCAUGGCGGGUCUCGCCGAUGACGACGUUCCCGAUUUCCACGCCCGCAGUGUGAAGAGCGUGCGUACGGAGCGGGAGGCCGGGUAUAUAGGAAAAGAUUGUGUCGACGCCCACAGGAAGCAUCUGAACGGAGAAACGAGCGGCCUUUUUACGAUCAGACCUGGAGGCCAAGACUCCCCCCAGCUGGUGGAGGUUUACUGCCAGCAGGAGGGGAUAAUGGGAGGGUGGGUGUUAGUCCAGCUGAGAGAAAACAGCGCGCUAAACUUCAACCGAUCCUGGGCCGAGUAUCGCAACGCUUUCGGGUCCGUUGACGCGACGGGAGGCGGGGGGUUCUGGAUCGGAAACCAGAACCUCCACCUGCUGACGAAUCAGGGCGAGAACAUGCUGAAAGUGGAGCUGGAGGAUUGGGAAGGAGGCGUAGCUAACGCAGAGUUCACGAUCAGAGUCGGUUCUGAAGACGAAGGGUAUCCAAUUCACGUUUCCGGGUACACGGGAGACGCCGGGGACGCGCUAACGUCGUCGCACAACGGGAUGAAGUUCAGCACCUUUGAUAAAGAUAACGAUAAGUCAGAGGGGAGUUGCGCGGAGAUGUAUGGCGGAGGAUGGUGGUACAACGACUGUCAGGCGGCUAACCUCAACGGGGUUUAUUAUAAAGGCGCGUACGAACCGGAGAAAACCGCGCCGUACGGAGUUGCUAACGGAGUUGUGUGGGAGACGUUUAAACCGACAAAUUACAGUCUGAAAAAGGUUAAAAUGUUCAUCAGGUCGGCAGCUUUUUAGACACACUGAGAAAAGAUAAAACAUCAAUAAUAACGGCUAACUUAAACGGGAUUUUAAUGUUCAUCAGAUCGACGUUUUUUAAUUAGAUGCUGAGAUAAAAUACAACAACUUUCAGGCUGCUAACUUAAUGAGAUUUAUCAUAUCGAGGAUUGUACGACCCGUGCAGUACUUAGUUGCAAACGAAGGCGCGUGGAAGACAUUUAAAUCGGCAAAUGACAGCUUAAAAAUUGUAAUUGUAAGCAGAGAAAACAUGGCAAAACUUUAAAUCACAUAAAUCCCCUGAAAAACGCACCGUACGUUGAUGUUCAAACCGGCCAAUGUCCGUCAGAUCAGCGGCUUUUUGAUUAGACACUGAUAAAAAAAAUGUUUAAAGCAACAACAGCCUGAAAAACCGUUGCCGGGCAGAUUGCUUAAAUGGGAUUUAUUCUAAAGUCUAAAUAAUUUAACAAUAUGUUGCCAGUAAAUGUCACAUGUUACCAUAUUAAUAUGCAUAUUUGGCUUUUGUUUGAAUGUACAAUCUUUUAUUUAAACUCUAAGAGCAACAAGGCAGGACUAGAGAAAAGCUUAAAGUAGGACGUGCAUUUCAGACUGUUGGUCUGUCCGUGUUUAUUCUUCCUGAUUGUGUAAAUUUCAUCGACCUGUUGAUCCCAGAAGAGUUUGUGGGAAAUCACAAAGUGUUCCCAAUAUUUUCCCUGUUUCUCAACUUUGUACGGAGCGAUGAACUCGUGCAAAUCAAUAAAGAUCAAAUGUUCACUUCA